Molecule: messenger RNA, 1635 nt
Organism: Trypanosoma rangeli
Lineage: Eukaryota; Euglenozoa; Kinetoplastea; Trypanosomatida; Trypanosomatidae
Product: WD domain containing protein
Exons: 1
Coding region: 1-1635 (544 amino acids)
Molecular function (GO): protein binding
Source: RefSeq, a predicted model, not a curated record
AUGGAUCUUGACACCACCACCGGUGGAGGUGCCGAUGAUGUGCUCUUCGGAGACGGUUCUGCUUCCACUGUGCCACCCUCGUUGCUCACUAGCGCCCCCGUGAUUGACCUUGCGAUGCAUCCGCUGCUGCCACUUUUUGCUGCGGGUCUCGUGACGGGUGAGGUGGAGGUGCACGAGUAUCGCACGACGGAGACUAGGCGGCGACCUAUUACGCAACAGUACUUUAAAGGUGAGACCUUGCAGGAAACAAAUCCGUACAAUCUCCGCAUGCACCCUAAGGGCUCUGUAUCCGCCAUGGAGUUUACCGAAGAUGGGAAUUAUCUAGUGACGGCAAGCAGUGAUCGCACUAUAAGUGUGUUGGACUGUGUGGCGGAGCAAAUCGCGAUUCAUAUUGACGACGGGACUACAAAAAGGAAGAUAACAACUCUGACUGGUAAUAGGAAAACCAGUAGUAAGAGUGCUCCAUUGGCAAAGGUGUCCAAGAAGAAUAAGAACCCCCACAAGUUUGGCAUCUCUGCACUAAAUGUAUGUGAUGUGAAUUUGUUGGCUACAGGUGAUGAUGAUGGUUUGAUUGCUAUAUGGGACAUGCGUCAGCGGACGCCGGCUUUUUGUUAUCAUGAGCAUGGUGAUUACGUCUCACAGAUGAUUUACUUCUCCGAUAUUCAAGAGCUUGUCUCAAGCAGUGGUGAUACUUGUCUCGGGGUGUUUGAUCUGCGUGGGGGAAAAAUCCGUGACUACAGUGAGAAGCGUAAGGAUGAGUUGAGCUGCUUUGCGUUUGUAAACAACACAGGGAACAACACAAGCACCUUCAUCCCCAGCAUUGUGUGUGGAACCCCAAAUGGAGGCCUCCCCGUGUGGAAAUUCGGUUCUUGGAGACGACCAUAUGACAUUCUCGAGCGGCAUCCAGCGGAGUGUGAAAGCAUCAUCUCCUUCAACAACCCUGAUAGCACGUUUAACCACAACAUCAUCCUUACUGGGGCAUGUGACGGUCUGGUUCGUGUGAUUCAGAUGUACCCUGUGCGCCGCAACCUGUGCCAGCUCAGUGCCAGAGACUUUACCUACUCGCACAACAAUUCGAUUGGUGGGAAGAGCAGUGGCGGGCACGCCAACACGGCAGUGCGCCGCCAACGAGGUAAUGAGGGAAUCACCCGAAUGCGAUUGAGUCACGACUCAGCAAUACUCGCAGUCUGCGGAACGGAUAAUAUUAUUGACUUUGUUGAUGUGCGUUUUCUAUCAAAUGAGCGUGAGUUGGAUACGUUGCGCUCGCAGGCGGAGAAGGGGCACUUGACGGUGCUGAGGGAGAUGGAAAAGGAGCGGGAGAAGGAGGAAGAGAUGGAAGCAACCGAAACAAGCACCGACGACGACGACGACAACAACGACUGUGGCAGGCCUGUGAAGACCACGAAGAAAACUAAGCGACGACGUGAGGAUGAAGAAGACGGGGAUAAUUUCGACGAUGACGUGGACAGCGAUGAGGAAGAGGAGGGGGAGGAACCCAAGACGGAGCGUCAGAAGAGGCGGGAGCGCGUCGCUGCGGCGAAGUGGCUUAAGGCUGAGAAGCGAAAGAAGGUGAAUUUCUCCUUUGAAAAGCGAAGGCGGCGUGUGCAUGGCUUCUUUGGGGACUUGAAUUCCUAA